Ascochyta rabiei is the source of this 2958-nucleotide messenger RNA. Its product is annotated as Aminodeoxychorismate synthase. Gene Ontology annotation, biological process: L-tryptophan biosynthetic process. Bases 1 to 2958 code for a protein of 985 amino acids. The record is from RefSeq and is a predicted model, not a curated record. The transcript has a single exon. Lineage: Eukaryota; Fungi; Ascomycota; Dothideomycetes; Pleosporales; Didymellaceae.
AUGGCCCCUGCCCUCUCGAACCCACCACGCCGGAUCCUCUUUUUGGACGCAUAUGAUUCCUUUUCCAACAACAUCGUCGCUCUUGUUGAGCAGAACACGAACGCCAAAGUCACCAAAAUUUUCAUUGAUGAAACUCGUUUCUCAACCAGCAAGUCCUUGGACCACAACAACCUGACAUUCGCUCAGUAUGUGCAAGACUUUGAUGCAAUCGUCGCCGGCCCCGGUCCAGGAUGGGCUAAAUGCGGCAAAGAUGUUGGUCUCAUGAACGACCUAUGGAAACUGCGGAACGAGGAGGUCGCACCUGUGUUAGGUAUAUGUCUGGGCUUCCAGUCACUGUGUCUGGCCUUUGGCGCCGACAUCGAGAGGCUGGUUGAGCCGAAGCACGGUAUCGUCACAUCGGUCUUGCACAAAGGACAGUCCAUGUUCAGAGAUGUGAAGAAGUUGCAGACCACGCAAUACCAUUCUUUGCAAGUUAAGCUUGGCCACCCAAUCCAGACAAACCGAGCUGUGCGAUAUCCAGCACAACUAUGGGAGUCGACAGAGACGUGUCCGCAAUUGGAACCGCUGGCAUGGGAUUUCGACAGCGAACGCAAUGGUGCGGUACUAAUGGGCGUAAAGCACAUUCAGAAGCCCUUCUGGGGCGUACAGUUCCACCCGGAGUCAGUUUGCACAAACGAGGAGGGAAGUCACAUCAUUCGAAAUUGGUGGGAAGAUGCGCAAUCCUGGAAACGCAAACGCAUGUUCAGUCAUGACGCGCGCAAAAUCACCUUAACGCCAUCGCAGCUGCGACCAAUGACUUUCCACGACUUCCGACGCGACCUCGGAUUCUACGCAGAAAGUGAUAGCAAGAAGCCGCCUAUGCAGAAAGGUGUAGCAGAGACUGACUUCCUGACAAAGGAUCGCCACGGUCUGCUUCCUGCUGAACUGGCUUCGCUGAUAGCUCACGGCGACGAGCAAACGCUUCCAUGUUUGCCGUCUACAACCGUGCACUGUGCUACGACAGGGAGUGGCCGAUUGACAGUCGAAGACGUUUGCGAACUAUUGGAAAUUCCACGGCGCGAGGCAAUAGUGCUCCAGUCUGGGCUUCAAGAAAACCUGGUACCUAUGGCGGUUGGCACUGGACGUUACAGCAUCAUUGGGCUUGUAAUUCCGGAAGAGACACUUCGAUUACACUACUACACGGGUUCGAAAAUCAUGCAACUCAGGGAUGGCCGUGAUGAGGUGCAUAGUCAGUGGAAGGUAACGGAUCCAUGGCCGUACCUAAGGAAAGCCAUAAGGACCCUCCAGCCUACAACACCACCCAGGACUACGACAUGGGCCCCGUUUUGGGGAGGUUUCAUGGGCUACGCAUCAUACGAAGCUGGACUGGAAACCAUCAACAUUCCCGUCGAGGGUGGCGCCAAUCAUCCGGACAUCUGCUUCGCAUACAUCACGAGAAGCAUAGUGUUUGAUCACCAGGUCAAGAAGAUUUACGUGCAGAGUAUCCGUGGACCCAAUGACUUUGACUGGGUUGAGGAGACGCAGGAGCUGAUCUACAACGCCUUGGAAGCAAGAUCCCGCGAGUCUACGCCAUCAUCAACGUCCACACCGGAACCUGAUCCAUUUGAGAAGCUUGGUCCCAUGUACAAGUACAUUGACUCAUGCAAGCAGAGCUUUGCAACCCGUGAGAUAUACUGCGAACAAGUCCGAUCCUGCCAGGAAGCCAUAGCUGAUGGUCAGAGCUACGAACUCUGCUUGACACACCAGAACGAGAUUCGCGCUCGUAAACCGACAGCCUGCCGCCUCUCCAAAGCCGAGGACAACCAGCACUCCUGGAACCUCUACAAACGGCUUGCUGGCCAGAACCCAGCCCCCUUCAGCGCUUACAUGCGCAUGCACAACGUCCACAUACUCUCUUCUUCCCCAGAACGCUACAUCUCCUGGACGCGCUCCCAGGCUGCUCAAUGCCGCCCGAUCAAAGGAACUGUGCAGAAGAAGCCCGGCGUCACUGCAGCCCAUGCCCAUGCCAUCCUGUCUUCCUCGAAAGAACGCGCCGAAAACCUCAUGAUUGUCGAUCUAACCCGCCACCAGCUGCAUGGCGUCUACGGCUCCGAAAACGUCCGCGUCAGCCAGCUGAUGGAGGUGGAAGAAUACGAAACCGUCUGGCAGCUCGUCACUGUGGUCGAUGCCUUGCCUCCCGGCGUCUACAAACCCAGCACGCCCGAACUGUGGGAGGACCCUGUUGACGGCUCGAGCGGACUCAUCGCCAGGACCUCUGUCCCAGACCUCGGCUUCCAAGCAUUCGUCGAGAGCCUGCCACCGGGCAGCAUGACCGGUGCGCCGAAAAAGCGUUCCUGCGAGAUUCUCCAAGAACAGGAGCGCGGGCAGAAGAGGGGCAUAUACUCGGGCGUGCUGGGCUACCUCGAUGUAGGCGGCGGAGGCGACUUCAGCGUCGUAAUCCGCACCGCCAUCAAAAUCGACACCGUCUCCUACCACUCCUCCCCCACGCUCCCCACCGCGCCCGCAACCUCGUCCACCUCGCCCACCACCCCAAGCGCGCACUCGGAAGACCUCUGGCGCAUCCCCGCCGGCGGCGCCGUGACCUCCCAAUCCACACCCGACGCCGAGUACGACGAGAUGCUCGCCAAACUGCACUCCACGGCCCGCGCCUUCACGCACCUCCCCCCGCCCCCGCCCAGGGCGAAGAAACCCCGCGUCGAGCUCGUCCACCCGGAUCACCCCGACUACGAGGCGCUGUGGAACCAGACGCUGCGCGGUGAGGACGGGGUGGAAUUGGAUAUCGAUACCACGGAUGUCGAGACUGUGCUUAGGCUGUUGCAGGAGACGCUUCAGAGGACGCUGGAGCAGGGAAUUGGGAUUGUGGAUGAGGGGGAUGGGGAUGAGGGGGAUGGGGAGGAGGAGGGGGAGGAGGGGGAGGAGGGAGAGGAGGGGGAGGGAGAGGGAGGGAGGGUACGGUAG